AUCCAGUCAACCACCAGAAGAAAGAGAAAGGAGGAGAGAGUAUGCAGCCUUGUCUGAUUCUGGUCUUUACUUUGAAUGCGUCUGUCAGCUGUCCUAGAUGCACAACUUUGCAGUGCAAUCCAUCGUACGAAUUCCGAAUGAUGUUGACGAUUUUCUCAGGUACUCCAUAGUGUCAAAGAAGUUUCCACCAUGUUCUAUCCACACUGUCAAACUCCUAAUAGUCAGGGAAUUUGAUGUAUAGUGACGAAUUCCAUUCAAUUGAUUGUUCAACGAUGAUCCGUAGUGUCACAAUUUGUUCUGUGCACGACCGAUCCUUACUGAAUCUGGUCUACUGAUCUCCUAACUAAGUGUCUACUGAAUCUUUAAUCCGGUUCAGCAACACUGUUGAAAACCUUUCCUGGUACUGACUAUAGUGUGAUUCCUGUGUAGUUCGCACAUUUGCUCAGCUCUCCUUUCUUUGAUAUAUUGAUGAGGUGUUCUUCUUUUCAAUCUGUCGGUAUCACUUAUCCUUCCCCCCAAAUCUUCAUGAAUAGAGUAUGAAGCAUGUUUACAGUUUUAGGACAAGUGGUAUGUAUCGUCUACUUUCUCUUUAACUCAGUUUUAUUUAUAAUCGAUUUUCUUCAUUUUUAAAUAACCUAGACAUUAGUCCUCUACAAAUAUAUCAGUAGUAAAGAAAUGAGGAAGGAGUGAUAAACAUAAACCUGAAUUUUUGGCACGUAUAAAAUGGUAAAACAGUUCUGACGUCCAAUCAUUUUGAAAACUACAUCUAGAACACUAUAUCAAUCGUUUAUUUUAUUAAUUAUUUAGGAACGUGCAGCUUUCUAUCAAAAUCGUGCAGCAGCCAAAGAGAAUCAACGUCAAUAUGAAUCUGCCAUUGAAGAUUGUUCUCUUGCAUUAUCAUUAACACCGCAUUAUUUGAAAGCAUUAAAUCGUCGAGCACAUUUAUAUGAAAAAUUAAAAAAAUGGGAUGAGUGCCUUUUAGAUAUGACAGCUUGUUGUAUUUUUGAAAAAUUUAAAAAUGCUGACAACAUUGUUUUCAUGGAUCAAGUACUCAAAACAAUUGGACAACAGAAAGCUCAAGAAGAACGUUCCAAAUUAUUGCAUGAAUUACCAUCAGCUUCUUUUAUUCGUAAUUAUUUGAGCGCAUUCGCAUGUAAUCCAUUCACAGUUAAUUCUUCACAAUUAUCCAAGCAUAAUUCACUGACUGAAACUAAGACUGCAGUUAACGGAGUAACUGAUGAUCAUCCUGUAUCAAAUAUGCCCAGUACCACAGAAGUACCCAAUAAUAACAAUCCUAAUCAAUAUGAUUGUACACAAUUUAAAGAACCUCUUCAAUCAGCGUUUAAUAACGUAAAUUCAGCCUUUGAUUAUAUGACGAAAGGUGAUUAUCAACAGUCAGCUGAUCAUGCGAUGAAAGCCGUUAAUUUGUUCGAAUCAAUCUUAUCGGAUAAGUCGUUCGCAGAUGUAAAGAAUUUGAUCAAUUCAUCAUCUGAGUUAGAUGAUAGUGAAACAAUUUCAAAAUCAAAUGAUAAUCUCAUCUCUCCUGAAUCUAAUGGACAUAAUGAAAAUGAAAAUGAAUUGGACAGCAAAGAAAACAAUAUCGUCACCACAACUUCAAAUAAUACUGAUUCCCUCAAUAAAAUUAAAACAAAUGAAUCUAUUCAAGUGUAUAUUAAAGAAGUAUAUAAUCAAAUUUCACUUUUACACGCUACUUAUCAAGCAUUAGCUGGACGUUCUGAAGAAGCAAAAGAACGUUUUCAAAAUAUUGGUAUGGUGGACUCUGGAGCUUCAUUAGUGGUUCGUGUUAAUGCAUUGAUUAAAUCUGCAUGUUUAUCAAUGUCAGUUGAUCAAGAUGUAGCUGCUUGUCUUUAUGAUUUCCAACGUGCACAAAAUGUUUGGCCUGAAUGUCCGGAUGUGUAUCUUCAUCGAGGUCAAAUUAAUCUAUUAGCUGAUCAAUUAGAUGAAGCAUUGCAUGAUUUGAAUACAGCUGUUAAAUUAAAGCCGGAAUUUUCAGUUGCACAGGCUCAGCGUUUGUACACUUUAUAUCGAUGCGCAUUAACUGCUGGUGAUGUUAGUAAAGUGGAUUCUCGUAUUGAAGAGUUUCGUCGAUUAGUAAAGAAAUAUCCCAAUUGUUUGGAAACUCAUUCUUUAUUUGCUCAGAUCCUGUCUGAACGUGGUGAUUUUAAAGAGAGUGAUAAAAUAUUUGCUGAUCUAAUAACACUUGCACCAGACUCUGGAUUAGCCUAUGCUCAUCGUGGCCUAUUACAAUUAAAAUGGAAACAAGAUCGUGAUGCAGCAUUAUGUUUCUUUAUAGAAGGUAUUCAAAAAGAUCCUAAAUGUGAAUUAAUUCAUGAAUUACUUGGUCAAUUAUCUGUAGAAAAAGGUCAAUUCAGUGAAGCAUUAAAACAUUUUGAUAUGGCAAUUAAACAAGCUAAAACACAAAAUGAUUUAUCACAUUUAAUUGCAUUACGUGAAGGUGUUAAUGCACAAUUAAAAGUAUGUGAACAAUAUAAAAUAUCAAUACCGGAUGUUUUGUCAAGUAUACAACAUGAACAACAAAAAUUCUUAAUGGCUAUGCAAGAGAAAUUGUAAAGAUAAUUAAAAUAAACAAACAAUAAAAUUGACUUCCUGUCUUAUGAGAAGUAGCAACAAGAAGUAUGCGAGAAAGAAAAAAACAACAGACUACUUACAUCAGCAACUUUGUUAUUAUUUGGUUUGUUUUUCUUUUUCUACAAGGGCAACGGAACAUUUGUGUUCCCAUGUUGUUGUCUUUUUUUUGUAUAGAAAGAAAAAUUAAUGACAAUCAUUUAUAGAUCAUUCCAUCUUGAUUAAUUAAUCUGUUUGUCCCUUCCCCCCUCUCUCUCUCUCUUUAUCACAUCGAUACUCAUCCAUGUUUCAAAUUUCCUUGAUUUUUUCAAUUAGGAACGUGUUCUGAUUUAGUGCACAUUUGUUUGAACAUUUUUAUACAGUUAUAUAUAUAUAUAUAUAUAUAUAUAUAUAUAUAUAUAUAGAGAGAGAGAGAGAGAGAGAGAGAGAGGGAGACACAAUUCAUGGAUGGUAGAACUAGUUUGCGAAAGAAUAGAGAAAUACAUGAUCAUUUUUGAAUAGGCUAAGUUAUUAGGGUGUUAGUCAUUCAACCAUUAAGGAUUAAGUUUGAACUCACUAUCUACUUAGAUUUGUGUAAUCGGGUAGUAUUGCUAGCCGUCACAAUUUGGGUGUAGCUGUGAAAGCCAAUUACAUCAGUCAGUUGGUUACAACGUAGAACUUCAUACGUACAUCAGUUCAAGUUGCUAUACCACAUUAGCA
Molecule: messenger RNA, 3306 nt
Organism: Schistosoma bovis
Lineage: Eukaryota; Metazoa; Platyhelminthes; Trematoda; Strigeidida; Schistosomatidae
Source: the annotation of a GenBank genome assembly